AUGAUCAAAUCGAUGGUGUAUUUCGGGCACAUCUCCAUCGGGGAGGUGGAGCUGUGGCCCAAGGGGGAGACGAACGUGGCGGCGGCGCCGUGGGUGCGGGAGAUCCGGGUGGACCGCCUCUCCCCGCCCAGCGAGCGGUGCCUGCCGCUCGCCGUGCUGCACACUGUGUCCUCCGGCGCCCUCUGCUUCGUAAUGGAGUCGAGGCCAAGCCCAGCAACCGCUGACGACGAGCCCCCGUCGUCGCUUGUUGCCAUGCACACCGCUUGCCUCAGAGACAAUAAGACAGCAGUUUUUCCACUUGGAGCAGAAGAAAUCCAUUUAGUUGCAAUGAAACCCAAGAGUAGCUUGCCCAACCACGCAUGUUUUUGGGGCUAUAAAGUACCAUUAGGCUUGUAUAAUUCUUGCUUGAGUAUGUUGAAUCUUCGAUGCCUUGGUAUUGUGUUUGACCUUGAUGAAACACUAAUUGUUGCCAAUACCACACGGUCUUUUGAAGACAGAAUUGAUGCACUCCAGAGAAAAUUGAGUAAAGAGAUUGAUCCACAGCGUAUUAGUGGUAUGUUGGCAGAGAUCAAGAGGUACCAAGAGGACAGGUCUAUGCUAAAGCAGUAUAUAGAUGGUGAUCAAGUUACUGAUGGUGGGAAAGUGUAUAAAGUACAAUCUGAGGUUGUUCCACCUUUAGCUGAUAAUCAUCAACCUAUGAUACGUCCUGUUAUCAGGCUACAAGAGAAAAGUAUUAUAUUGACACGUAUAAAUCCAUCGAUAAGAGACACCAGUGUUCUGGUGCGGUUAAGGCCUGCUUGGGAUGAUCUUCGGAGCUACUUGAUUGCAAGAGGUCGGAAACGUUUCGAGGUGUAUGUGUGCACAAUGGCUGAGAGGGACUAUGCCUUGGAAAUGUGGAGGUUGCUUGAUCCUGAUUCUAGACUGAUAAACUCUGUUCAACUUCCUCACAGGCUUGUCUGUGUCAAAUCUGGCUCUAAAAAGUCAUUGCUAAAUGUAUUCCAUGAUGGAUCUUGCCACCCUGGUAUGGCCCUAGUGAUUGAUGACCGUUUGAAAGUUUGGGAGGAGAAGGACCAAUGUCGAGUUCAUGUUGUUCCUGCCUUCUCUCCGUAUUACGCUCCGCAAGCAGAGUUCUUUGCGUUGCCAGAAAUGUUGCAUGCAAUGUUAGGGGUAGCUUCUUCAAGUAAGAACAUCUUGGCUAUAUGGGAAUUCGAUGAGGGUCUUCUACCGUCGAUCAGUGAAGUUCAUUUUGACGAUGAAUUAAAUCAUGUCCCGUCUUCUCCUGAUGUUGGAAAUUAUUUGAUUCCAGAGGAUGAGAAUGCAGCAAGUUUGAAUGUGAACAAAGAUCAGAUGGCUUUUGAUGGUAUGGCAGAUGCAGAGGUUGAGAGGAGAAUGAAGGAAGCAGUUUGCAGUGUGCAAGCUGCAGAUCCAGUGACAACAAAUGUUGACGUGAUACCAGUAGCUGCUAACCAGCAAUUUGCUACAUCUUCAUCUAUUCCGUUAGCACCACCACCGGGCAUGGUGCCUUUGAAUAACGAUCAAGGUCCUCAGCCUCCUUCAGUCAGCUGGCCUGAUGCUCAAUCUGGUAUGGUGGAUCCUUUGCAAGGUUCUCCAGCUAGGGAAGAGGGUGAGGUUCCCGAGUCUGAGUUAGAUCCUGACACAAGGAGAAGGCUUCUGAUAUUACAGCAUGGCCAAGACACAAGAGAUCCCACACCACCCUUUGCUGCAGAACCUUCUGUACAAGCCUCAGUUCCUCCAGUGCAAUCUCAGGGAAAUUGGUUUCCUGUAGAGGAUGAAAUGGACCCAAGAAACUUAAAUAGGACUUCAACGGACUUUCAUCUAGAAUCUGAUGCUGUACAUAGUGAUAAAAGUCAACCACCACAUCAGCCAUACUUCCCUGCUCAUGAUAAUCCUAUAUUUUCCGAUAGAUUAAACCAUCAGAACCAGAGAUAUUCUUCUCAGCUACCUCACAGUGAGGAUCGUCAAAUGCUUCAGAACCAGGCACCUACAACAUAUAGAUCAUUUUCUGGCGAGGAUAUGGCAACCCAGCGUUUUCAUCCAGGUAACAGAAGCAGCCAAAUGGAGUCAGGACGUCAAUUUGUACAAUACACAGAGACAUCUGGUGCUGUAUUGGAGGAGAUUGCAGCGAAGUGUGGAUUUAAGGUGGAGUACAGGUCAACUUUAUGUGAUACUACAGAGUUGCGAUUCUCCAUUCAGAUUUGGAUUGUUGGAGAAAAAGUAGGUGAAGGAAUGGGAAGAACAAGGAAAGAAGCUCAACGACAAGCUGCUAAUAUAUCAUUAAGAAAUCUGGCAGAUAGAUUUCUGUCAUUUGAUCCAGAUAAGAUGACAGUUCCGAUGGAUGAUGGUUUUAGUAGCAAUCCAAACUCAUUCAAAUAUAGAGGGAUUGAUGGAGAUAAUAUAGUACCAGUUGCAAGCACGUCGGAUGGGUCUAGAUAUAUGCACGAGAGAGUUGAUAACUCAACAAAAUCUGCUGGUUCUGUUGCUGCUCUUAAGGAGCUUUGUACAGCUGAGGGUUAUAACUUAGUUUUCCAAGCUCAGCCAUCUCCAUUAGAUAGUUUGAGAAGGGAAGAAGUUCAUGCUCAGAUUGAAAUAGGCGGGCAAAUCCUGGGAAAAGGAGUUGGAGUAACAUGGGAGGAAGCUAAGGAGCAGGCUGCUGAUGGGGCUCUCAGGACUCUGAGAUACAUGCUUGGUCAACGUCCACAGAAACGGCCUGGAUCUCCAAGGUCAUUUGCAUCCAAUUAUAAUAAUAAGCGCUACAAGCCAGAUUUCCAGCCAAUGGUACAAAGGAUUCCUUCUGGCAGAUACUCUAGGAAUGACAGUCGUGUUCCCUGA
Messenger RNA from Triticum turgidum subsp. durum (durum wheat), 2850 nucleotides. Lineage: Eukaryota; Viridiplantae; Streptophyta; Magnoliopsida; Poales; Poaceae. The record is from the annotation of a GenBank genome assembly.